AAUGAUAAGAUAUUCAAAACUAAUAAUUGAACCAAAGUAUGGAAAUUAUAUUCAUUUAUGUCAAGUUGAAGUAUUUUCCAGUAAUAUCGCUCAUUGGAAGUUGACUAUUUCAAAAUACAAUGAUGGUGGUUUUCUGCAGAAAUUAACAAAUGGAGAUGAGAGUGAUUCUGUUAAGUUACGUUUAGGCAAAAAUUAUUGGGUUGCAAUUAAUCUUUUAGCGUACUACAAUGUUUUUGGCUUAGAUUUUAGACUAGUUUCAAGUGCUUUAAACGCAUUCAAAUCUUUCUAUGUUGAAUUGACAAACGACAAUCCCGCCGUUCAAUAUAAUUCAAUGAAUUAUUCAUACUGUGGUGAAAAGGACGACAAUAUUCUUGGAGAAAGUGACAAUUUUUAUACAAUUUUAUGUAAAACUGGUGGAGUCAAAGGUCAAUUUGUUGUUUUACGUUCAAAUUUAUUAAGUAUAUAUGUAGUUGUAAGUGAAAUUGAAAUAUUUGGAAACUAUUUGAAAGAUUUAGAGAAAAGAUCUCAAAACAUUCUAUUUAAUAAACCGUGUUGGGCAUCAACUAUUUAUUCAAGUAGGUCACAUGCCUAUUUGGCAACACUUGGAGUUCGUGGCGGAUUAUUCCAUACAAAGAGGGAGAAUAAUCCUUGGAUUUGGAUAGAUAUGCUUGGAAUGUAUAAACUAUUUCAAAUCGCUAUUCUAAAUAGAAAUAAUAGGCGUAAGUUAGAAUAG
Dimorphilus gyrociliatus is the source of this 733-nucleotide messenger RNA. The record is from the annotation of a GenBank genome assembly. NCBI's taxonomy places the organism in Eukaryota, Metazoa, Annelida, Polychaeta, Dinophilidae.